AUGCAAGCAACUCGCCACAGGUAUGGUGAUGUUUUAUUUUUAAGUAUCAGAAAAACAGAAAAACUAUCGAUAAAAAUACAAAAAGGAAAAUGUGAUCUAGAAUUUUUAAGAUUAUGUAUAAUUUACAGACUAACACCUAGUUUUAUAAAAAUAAAACUUUGGAAAAAGAAAACAGAAACAUCUACACAAUAUAAAAAUUUUCAAUUUUAUUGUAUUAAACAAGAAUAUACAAGGAGGCAUAAAGAAAUAAUAAAAUAUCAGAAAGAACUAGAAAUCUUAAUCAGCCACCUUAAAAAUAAUCUACAACAAACAGAUUUUCAACAAUUACAACAAUUUCUUCAUGAAAAAACAAAAAAAGUAAAAGUAUUAACUAUUGAAAUUCAUGAAAGAAAACUCCAAAAAUUAAACAAAGGUCCAAUUGGACAAAAUUAUGAAACUUUAAAACAUAAAAUAAUACACAAUUAUUCUUCUUAUAAUUUAUUGCCAGAAGAAGAACGUCUUCUAUGCAGAGGCUGGGACUUCUGCAUAGAAAACAAAAUAAGCAACUUCAUAGACUUUAAAACAGAUAUUGAAAUCAAUACGACAAAACUAGAACAACACUGUCAUCCGUCAGUGUUUAAAAAUAUAUGUCGUAAAAUAUACAAUUAUUCAGAUAAGCUUAUAACAUCUAUAAAAAAGAAAAAUAUACGUAACAUAAGUGACGAAGAAUUCAUUGCUCUAAAGAAACUUAAAAACAAUCAAGACAUAAUAAUAAGCAAAGCAGAUAAGGGUAACGCUAUAGUUAUUCUAGAUAAAAAAGACUACAUAGAAAAGAUACAUGAAAUUCUAAAAUUAAAACAAUUCAUAACAUCUCAUGAAUCGUCACUUAUACGAAAAGAAAAAGCAAUGAAUGCAUAUCUUUCAAGUUUAAAAAAAGAAAAACUAAUAGAAAAAGCACUAUUCUAUCAAUUACACUCAACCUCUUCAUCACUAGCAGUUCUAUAUGGACAGCCAAAAAUUCAUAAAUUAAACUACCCACUACGGCCAAUAAUAUCAUCCGUGGGAGCAUAUAAUUAUGAACUAUCUAAAUACCUUUCUAACAUUAUAAAAAAUAAUCGACCAACAAAGUCGAUGUCAUAUAUAAAAGAUUCCUUUGAAUUUGUCAAAGAAAUAAAAAACAUUACAAACAGUAAUUACCAAACAAUGGUAAGUUUUGACAUCGAGAAUCUAUACACCAACAUACCAGUACAUGAAGCAAUAGAAGAAACACUAGAUAUAUUAUUCAAAAAAGAAAAAAACAAAGGAGCCACAAUAAUUCCUUUUAAUCGUACACAAUUUAAAAAACUUCUAGAAUUUGCUGUUUGUGAAGUGCCAUUUCGAUUUUUAAAUAAGACAUACAUCCAGCAAGACGGAGUGGCAAUGGGUUCUCCACUUGCACCCAUCUUAGCUGAUAUAUUCAUAUCAAAAUUAGAAUUAAAACUAAAUAAAUUUUCCAUAAAUAAACCUCUAAUAUGGAAAAGAUAUGUAGAUGAUGUAUUUUGCAUUUUCCAUAAUUCUCAAAAAAUUUCUAAAUUUCUAAUAAGCAUUAAUAAAUGGCAUAAGAACAUAAAGUUCACACUUCAAAACGAAGAAGAUGAUGAAAUAGCAUUUCUCGAUGUUCUAAUCAUAAGAGAUAAAACUAAUAAUAAAUAUACAACAACUUUAUAUAAAAAACCUACAAAUACAAAUUUAUACAUGCUUUAUGAAAGCAACCAAAGUAGACAGUAUAAAAUAGGACUAAUACGGACAUUAGUCAUAAGAAUAUUACUUAUAUGUUCAACCAUAUCACAUCAAGAAACAGAACUUAAUACACUUAAAACUACAUUAAUACACAAUGGCUAUCCCAUGCACCUAAUAAAAAGAGGAAUACGUGAAGCCAAUUGUAUAGUAAAUAAAAUGAAUAAUAAAAAAGAACUAACACAACAACCACCAACAAAAAAGAAAAUAUACUUCAUCUUACCAUAUUAUGGUAAUGAAUCAUUAAUACUAACACAAAAAAUAAAGAAAAUUUGUAAAAACUUCAUUCCAACUUGUCACGUACAAAUUGGUUUUCGUAAAACUUUUUCACUAAAAAGUAUAUUUCUUCCAAUUCAAAAAGGUCAUGAUGAGACCAAAAAAACAAAAAAAUUAGUUUAUAAAUUAAAAUGUAACAAUUGCGAAAAUUGUUAA
Molecule: messenger RNA, 2187 nt
Organism: Rotaria socialis
Lineage: Eukaryota; Metazoa; Rotifera; Eurotatoria; Philodinida; Philodinidae
Source: the annotation of a GenBank genome assembly